GGACUGGGAAACAAACCCUGCGCCGACGUCGCGCACUCCGGGGACUCCUGGCCCGGGUCGCUCUUUGCGUCUCUCCGCGGCGUCUAGCCCCUAGAGAGCUCCGCAGGGGUGUGGGGAGGUGAUCUCAUCCAUUAGCAGCUGUGUGUUGCCAAUUCCCAAUUCUUUAUCUGUCUCAGACUUCUCUCCUGCAUUCCAGAUCCUUCUAUUCAACUGCCUAUUGGAUACCUCUUCCAGGAUGUUCUCAAGGCAUACAAGAAUUAAAUUCUAAGUAAGUCUACAGAUAGGAUGGACAGUUAUUUUAAAGCAGCUGUCAAUGACUUGGACAAACUCCUUGAUGAUUUUGAGCAGAACCCAGAUGAACAAGAUUAUCUCCAAGAUGCACAAAAUGCACAUGAUUCUAACCACCGUUCAGUUUCUUUAGAGUUGGCUUCCUCACAGCUAACUUCACUGCUACCAAAGGACCAACAAUACAUUAAUAGUUGUGCCUCAUCAGAAACAUGCUCUGAAACAAAUGAGAUUUCCCUGAAUGAAAAAACACUUGAGGGACUAACUUCUAUACAAAAUGAAAAAAAUGUAACAGGACUUGAUCUCCUUUCUUCUGUGGAUGGUGAUACUUCAGACGAAAUCCAGCCUUUAUAUAUGGGACGAUGUAGUAAACCUGUCUGUGAUUUGAUAAGUGACAUGGGUAACUUAGUUCAUGCAACUAAUAGUGAAGAAGAUAUUAAAAAAUUAUUGCCAGAUGAUUUUAAGUCUAAUGCAGAUUCUUUGAUUGGAUUGGAUUUAUCUUCUGUGUCAAAUACUCUCUGUGUUUCUCCAACAAACCAUGGUAGUAAUACUGUCAGAGAAGAACAGAAUGAUGUUAACUCCGAACUAAAAAAUAGAGAAAUUAGUGAAACCAAAGCAUUGGGUGUAAAAAUAGACACAACACUUUCAGAUUCUUGUAAUUGCAGCAAAGCAGAAAAUUUAAAGGAUAAAAAGAUCUUUAACAAGUUAGAACCAGUUGUUGAUUUUAACAUGUCAUCUGCUUUGACUCAAAGUUCCAAAAUGUUUGAUGUCAAAGAUAACCUACAACACAAGAGCCAGCCAUGUGAAUUAUUUAAAGAUGAUGACUGUUUGGUAAAAGAGGAGGUAGAUGUGGCUGUCAAAACUGCCACAGAAUGUUUAAAAGAAGGAGGCAGCACAAGUGCUUUGCCUCACGGUCUUCCAAAAAGUGAAGGUUUAUACUUAAAUGAUUCAAAUUCAAAGGAUGAAAAUUUCAGAUUACCUGACUUUUCCUUUGAGGAAGAUAGGACUGCUGUAUUUAUAAAACAAUCUGCAAAAGACUCAAGAAAUUUAGACCUUAAAGAUAAUGAUACAGCCCAAGAUUCCUCUUCAACUUUAUGUGUUUCAAGUGAAGAUACACACUCCUCAUUGUCCUGUCUUCCACUAUCUGGGUCUUUCUGUGGAUCAUUAAUUGAAAGUAAAGCACAUGGUGUUUGUUUUCCUCAGAAUGAACAGAAAGAUAAUAUACAAGAUGCAGUGAUUAUGCAUGAAGAAAUACAGAAGAGUGUUAUUCUAGGUGGGGAACCAUUCAAGGAGACUGAUCUUUCAAAACAGGAAAAAUGUAAAGACAUACUUCAGCCAUUAAUCGAAAAGAUGGGAGAUAGCAAGGUAGAUUCUGACCAGGCAGUUAUCAGAGUUGAAUCUUUGGAUUACCCUGAUGACACCAAUUCUUCUGUAGCUGCAGAAUCUCAAACAGAGCUUUCUGGUGCUAAUGCCCCAGAGUCUCCAGAUUGUUGCAAAGGUCUAACUUUUUCAAGCAACAGUGUGAAUGGGCAAGACUUAGAUUACUUUAAUAUCGAUGAAGGCAUGAAAACUGGCACACUAAUUAGUGAUGCUGAACUUGAUGCCUUUCUGACAGAACAGUACCUUCAGACCACUAACAUAAAGUCUUUUGAAGAAAAUGUUAAUGACUCAAAAUCUCAAAUGAAUCUAAUAGAUACAAAAGGCUUAAAUGAUGGAAACAUCAAUAAUAUGUAUUUCAAUGCUGAAGCAGGAGCUACUGCAGAAAGUCAUGGAAUUAAUAUAUGUGGAACAGUUGAUAAGCAAAAUACAGUAGAAAAAGGUGGCCUUUCAUUAGGGGAAGAAAGCACAAUUCCAGUUGAACAAGAGUUACCUACCAGUAAGUCUGAGAUUACAAAUGAAUUACUAGUCUCUGAUAUUGACAGUCAAUCUGUUCAUGUUGGAGGGGCCAGACCUAAGCAAUUGUUUAAUCUUCCAUCAAGAAGGAGAAGUUCAAAGGAACUGAAUAAACUGGAUGUUCCAAAUAUGCCAGAAAGUGAGCCCAGCAUAGCGAAUACCAUUGCUCCAACCACUUGUACUACAGAUUCUGUAACUGAUUCUCAGGUUAGCUUUAACUCUAACUACAUUGAUAUAGAAAGUAAUUUUGAAGGUGGAUCCAGUUUUGUAACUGCAAACGAAGAUUCUCUACCUGAAAACACUUGCAAGGAAGCCUUGGUUUUGGGCCAGAAACAACCUACUUGGGUUCCUGAUUCAAAAGCUCCAAACUGUAUGAACUGCCAAGUCAAAUUUACUUUUACAAAACGGCGACACCACUGCCGAGCAUGUGGAAAAGUAUUUUGUGGUGUCUGUUGUAAUAGGAAGUGUAAACUGCAGUACUUAGAAAAGGAAGCAAGAGUAUGUGUAGUCUGCUAUGAGACCAUUAGUAAAGCUCAGGCAUUUGAGAGGAUGAUGAGUCCAACUGGUUCUAAUCUUAAAUCUAAUCAUUCUGAUGAAUGUGGUACUGUCCAGCCUCUUCAGGAGACCCAAACAUCCAGUAUACCUUCACCCACAACUUUGCCAAUCUCAGCACUUAAGCAACCAAGUGUUGAAGGACUGUGCUCCAAAGAACAGAAGAGAGUAUGGUUUGCAGAUGGUAUAUUGCCCAAUGGUGAAGUUGCAGAUACAACAAAAUUAUCAUAUGGAAGUAAAAGAUGUUCUGAAGACUUGAGUCCUCUCUUACCUGAUGUGCCUAUGACAGUAAACUCAGUGGAUCAUGCCCAUUCUUCUACAGUGGAAAAAUCGAACAGUGAGAUAGGAGAUAUUACAAGAAAUGAGAUAAUUCGGAGUCCUAUUUCUCAGGUUCCAUCUGUGGAAAACCCAUCUAUAUACACAGGGACUGAGGGGUUACCUACCUCUGGUUCUUUUACAUUAGAUGAUGUUUUUGCAGAAGUUGAGGAACCAUCUAAUGCUACUGGUAUCUUAGUUAACAGCAAUUUACCUGUUGCUAGUAUUUCAGAUUAUAGGUUACUGUGUGGUAUUGACAAGUAUGUUUGCAAUAAGAUUAGUCUUCUGCCUAAUGAUGAGGACAGUUUGCCCCCACUUCUGGUUGCAUCUGGAGAAAAGGGAUCAGUGCCUGUAGUAGAAGAACAGCCAUCUCAUGAGCAGGUCAUUUUGCUUCUGCAAGGCGAAGGGUUUCAUCCUGUUACAUUUGUCCUAAAUGCCAAUCUACUCGUGAAUGUCAAGUUAGUAUUUUAUUCCUCAGACAAAUAUUGGUACUUCUCAACCAAUGGAUUGCAUGGCUUGGGACAGGCAGAAAUUGUCAUUCUAUUGUUAUGUUUGCCAAAUGAAGAUACUAUUCCUAAGGACAUCUUCACACUGUUUAUCACCAUAUAUAACAAUGCUCUAAAAGGAAAAUACAUAGAAAACUUGGAUAAUAUUACCUUUACUGAGAGUUUUCUCAAUAGCAAGGAUCAUGGAGGAUUCCUGUUUAUUACACCUACUUUUCAGAAACUUGAUGAUCUCCCAUUACCAAGUAAUCCUUUUCUUUGUGGAAUUCUUAUCCAGAAGCUAGAGAUUCCCUGGGCAAAGGUUUUUCCUAUGCGUUUAAUGUUGAGAUUGGGUGCAGAAUAUAAAGCAUAUCCUACUCCUUUAACAAGUAUCAGAGGCCGAAAACCUCUUUUUGGAGAAAUAGGACACACUAUUAUGAACUUACUUGUUGACCUUCGAAAUUACCAGUAUACUUUGCAUAAUAUAGAUCAGCUAUUGAUUCACAUGGAAAUGGGAAAAAGCUGCAUAAAAAUACCGCGGAAAAAAUACAGCGAUGUAAUGAAAGUAAUAAAUUCUUCUAAUGAGCAUGUCAUCAGCAUUGGAGCUAGUUUUAGUACAGAAGCAGAUUCUCAUCUAGUCUGUAUACAGAAUGAUGGAGUUUAUCAAACACAAGCCAAUAGUGCUACCAGCCAUCCUAGAAAAGUGACAGGUGCAAGCUUUGUAGUAUUCAAUGGAGCUCUAAAAACAUCUUCAGGAUUUCUUGCUAAGUCCAGCAUAGUUGAAGAUGGCUUAAUGGUACAAAUAACUCCAGAGACCAUGGAUGGCUUGCGGCUAGCUCUACGAGAGCAAAAAGACUUUAAAAUUACAUGUGGGAAAGUUGAUGCAGUAGACCCUACAGAAUCUGUGGAAAUCUGCUGGGUAGAUUCUGAAGAAAAAAGAAACAAUGGUGUUAUCAGUUCAGUGGAUGGAAUAUCAUUACAAGGAUUUCCAAGUGAAAAAAUAAAACUGGAAGCAGAUUUUGAAAAUGAUGAGAAGAGUGUAAAGUGUACUGAGGUGUUCUACUUUCUAAAGGAUCAGGACUUAACUAUUUUAUCAACUCGUUAUCAGUUUGCAAAAGAAAUAGCCAUGGCUUGUAGUGCUGCUCUGUGCCCUCACCUGAAAACUCUAAAGUGUAAUGGGAUGAAUAAAAUUGGACUCAGAGUUUCCAUUGACACUGAUAUGGUUGAAUUUCAGGCAGGAUCUGAAGGCCACCUUCUGCCUCAGCAUUAUCUAAAUGAUCUCGAUAGUGCUCUGAUACCCGUGAUCCACAGUGGGACCUCCAACUCUAGUUUACCAUUGGAAAUAGAAUUAGUAUUUUUCAUUAUAGAAAAUCUUUUUUAGCAAAAGGAUAUGUGACAUAUUACAUACUGCAAGCUGAUUUGUUAAAACCAACUCCAGCACUAAAGCUGAAAUGCCACAAACACUAAAAAUAAAUGUUUGAUGUUUGAAAUAUGUAAGCUUUGCUUUUUAGGCAGGAGUGAUCUUUUUAAGUCAUUAGCACAAUAUUUAAAUAUCUAAAAAUUUAAGAAAUCCACAGUUUUUGAAGCUUUACACUUAAUACAAGUACUAAAAAGACAAGGAUUUCUUCUGCCUUUAAAAAUUUGUAGGAUUUACUAUGUUAUUUAAACGCUAAGCCAAAGUACCUGCACUUAGGUAUACCUCUUUAUGUCAAGAACAGUUUUAAUGAAGGCUUUUUUCAGAUGUAACCUCAUGAAGGAAAUAUCUGUUUUGUGUAUAUGCAAGUUGGAAUACUGGUUUCUAAAAUCUGUUAAAAUGUACUUCAGUGGCACAGACCAGUUUCAAGAUCUUAGACUUUUAAAUCUUUGAAUAAAGCCAAUAACAUUUGUAUAAUUGGACUGGAGACCUACCUCCAUGAUUAGAUAAACUCUGAUUACUUGGAUUAAAAUCAGAAUUUUGCCUUUUUUCUUCUCAAAUUAUUUUAUAUAUAUAUAUCAUUUUUCCUGAUUA
This is a messenger RNA of Cynocephalus volans (Philippine flying lemur), 5535 nucleotides long. RefSeq names its product zinc finger FYVE-type containing 16 (gene ZFYVE16). The record is from RefSeq and is a predicted model, not a curated record. The transcript has 19 exons. Gene Ontology annotation, biological process: endosomal transport; protein targeting to lysosome. Gene Ontology annotation, molecular function: metal ion binding. Gene Ontology annotation, cellular component: early endosome membrane. Lineage: Eukaryota; Metazoa; Chordata; Mammalia; Dermoptera; Cynocephalidae. The coding region runs from base 286 to 4908 and encodes 1540 amino acids.